Molecule: messenger RNA, 4034 nt
Organism: Cladocopium goreaui
Lineage: Eukaryota; Dinophyceae; Suessiales; Symbiodiniaceae
Source: the annotation of a GenBank genome assembly
CCGAGCAUGCCAAUGGCCAUCGCGAUACUGCUGCUCUCUGUCCACUUGUGUGGAGCAGCAUGGUGCCGGCCGAAAGGUACCGGCAGUUGCGAGGGCAACCUACAAGAAAGACACGAAAAAGAAUUGCUGUCCUUAGGUUACCUAGAGCCUGCUUGGCCACAGCUUGUCGAUGUGGAUGGAGAUGGCAAGAUGGAACUGCUGCUGAUGGUGACAGAUGGGGAUGGCUCAUGGAAUGUUCAGAAAAAAUCUUGGAUUAGAUAUUUUCGCCAAGUAGAUGGACAGCUUGUCGAACAGUUCGGGGCAAAUAAUGUUUUCAGACACGUUAAUUUUUCAGUGAGAAAUGAUUACGGGGCACCAUGCUUCGCAGUUGUUGAUUGGGAUUCCGAUGGUGACCUCGAUUUGAUAUUGCAAGACAAUGCCGGUCUAUGGCUGAUGGAUUUUGACAUGGACGGUAAUCUCCACAACAGAUCUGCUAUCUCGCUGGUCAACGAACUUGGCGAAGACUUGCGGCUUGCAAAUAUGGGCGGUUUGCGGUUUGCAGCCGUUGAUUUUGAUGCAGAUGGUGAUGUAGACAUUUUGACCACUGGUGCGGAAGGCUGGCUCGUUCUUUUCAAGCGCAAAAAUCCAUCCACAGUGAUGAGGCUCCGUGACCUAUUGGCUCCUUGGACACAUUUUUCCAUUGUUGGCAUCGCCGUGGCUGACUUCGAUGGUGAUGGGGCCUUGGAUGUGAUGUUGACGAAAUCAUGUUCCUAUCUUUGUAGACCUCCAAGAUUUGCUUAUUUGCACAGGACUGCCGAUGGGCAUUUUGAGGAUUGGAGUUUUGCUGCCAACCCGUUGAAUGGAGUUGAUGCAGACAGUGAAAGCUGGGAUUUCUCUCGCGCCGGUAUAGCAGCGGGUGACUGGGAUGGAGAUGGAAGGAUGGAGAUUCUGCUUGCUCUGAAAACAGGAAAGAUCCAGUUGCUUUCUUGGAAGUCUACAAAUCGAUACAUCGAGCGAAGCAAGGAUUUCUCCAUGUUUCAAAUCACCAGACGAAUGGCACACCCGCAAGUUGCUGAUUGGGAUGGGGAUGGCGAUCUAGACUUUCUCCUCGGCUCCAAAUAUGGUAAGGUCGAGGUUUUUCUUCGCGGUGCAGAUGGCAGUCUCCUUCAGGCUGAAGAGGUCUUACAGGUGGAGUCUCAUUCCACAGUGCGGCCAGCUGCAAUUGAUUGGAAUUAUGAUGGCCGACAGGAUUUGUUGGUUCCGGCGAGCAGCGAAGUAUGGUACUUUGAACGCCAAGCCAACGGGAGCUUGGCGGAGAAGUUGGUAUUGGAAGGAUUGAAGGUCAAGCGGGGAGUCUGUUACGCUGCUGCCGUUGCUGACUGGGAUGGGGACGGCAGAUGGGACAUACUUCUGGCAUGCAGCGAGGCAAUUUUCGAACCCAGGUUGCACUGGGAGUUUUUUCAACAACUACCGGAUGGCCGCUUGGCAAAGCGUCCAGCACCACUACCUGACCUGGGUGAUCUUGGCUAUGGCCUUGGCAGCGUUUUGUUGCAAGCCAUCGAUUUUGAUGCAGAUGGAAGGACCGAUUUGCUCAUGAGAGACCUCGACAAAUGGCGGUAUUUCCAUGCUCAAGAGGAUUUGCGAUUGGUGGAGACUGAACUGAUUCUUCCCAACGUGUUGGGUCCCGACACAGGGUUAAGUUCCUUUGUGUUUGUUGAUUGGGACUCGGACGGCGACUUAGACUUGCUCACUGCAGAGAGCAGCAGGGAUCCCGGCCCUGUUCGCCAUUUUGAAUAUGACUAUUGUCGAUUGGCAGAAAGCUGCAGCAGCCAAGGAUUCUGUAGCCACUCUGUUGGGACCUGCUUGUACUUUCCUGGUCAUACUUUGGCAGACUGUUCCGCCUGCAGCCCAGGGUACUUUGAUCUGGAGCGCGUGAAUGUGUCGAUCCCAUCAGAAUUGCGGAUUCGAAAGUGUUCUGCAUGCCCGGGGCUGGGUGAAGCUUCAGUGCCCUGCUCUGGCAGGGGCAUAUGCAACGACGACCUCCAUGUCAGGGCACAGAGAUGGCAGAGCAAGUCUCAACCAAUUGACCCGUCAAUGCCAGUCCCUACAAACAUUUCCCACUUUCAUGGUGAUGGUACUUGUGUGUGUGAGCCUCCCUUUUCAGGAGAGAACUGCGAAAUGGGCCUUUGUUUGCCAGGUCACAAGUAUGUGCAAAGUUCCCUUUGGCGUUGUGAGCCUUGUAUGCCAGGGUCCUUUCUGUCAAGUUAUGGGCUGCAAACCUACUGCAACCUUUGCACCGGGAACGCGUAUGCACCUUCUUCAGGGAGCAAACAAUGUGUGCCUUGUGAAAGCAAGUGGUGGCGUACAGAGGUCAAUGGUGAGAGAACGAGUUGCGAGGCAUCUUUCCUGAAUUUGCCAGCAUGUGCUGCCUUACUGUUGCUGUCCUUCCUGCUAUUUGCUGUUGUACCAUUCUUAGCAAAUCGUCCCAUGCGUGUAGCGGAUGUGCAGUUGAAGGAAGGUGCACUGACCUUGACCACUUCUGGACGUCAUUGGCUAUUGAAACCGGUGAAAGUCACGUUCCUUGACACAUCACAUCCACUGCUUGACUCCAAGACAUACAUAGUGAAGGCUCAAAACGACCGCCAACUACGUGUUUGUGACACGAGUGGUUCAGCCUUGACGGAGCAAGCCGAUGCUUCCCGAGGUACCUGUCAUGUCCAGCAACUCCAUCAUAUCUUGAGAAGGGGAAUUCUAGGGAUGCCCUUUGUGGUGUGCUUUGCAUUGCUCAUCCUGGCUACAGCAGCUUACUUUCUUUUGCUUGGUGCCCUACUUUCCUUUCAAAUCUCUUUGUUGGAAGUUUUGAUGCUUCUGAUUGGUGCUCUGUUAGCUGUUGCAGUUCAUUGGUGGUUUCGUCCCGGAAAACGUCCACUUGAACGAGACCUCUGCCGUUUUGCAGCACAAUCAAAAUUUGAAACCAGACAGUGUCCAAAGGGCCCGGGGCGUGCCAUUUGUCUGCAGCAGCUAGAGGACUUGUACAGCUUCUUCAGCCACCACAUUGGCUUCAGGAACAUGUACUACCUUUGCAGCAACCUGGUCAAGCCUUUAACCAUGCAGGUGGCGCUUUCGUAUGCCGAGCUUGUUGGCCCCUCUUCGGUGCAAUGGUUUGUUUCUCACUUUUGGGGCAUGCCAUUUGAACAUUUCAUCCGUUGUUUGAAAGGGCAUGUGCCCGUCCAGAUGACUUCCUACUGGAUUUGUACGUUUUCGAACAACCAGUGGAAAGUGAGUGAAGAGCUUGGACAUGGCAACGUGGAAGAUUCGUCUUUCUACUUGGCUUUGCGGGGCGGAUGCCAAGGUACUCUCUUUGUGUUGGAUGAGGAAGUUUUACCUUUGACCAGGUCCUGGUGCCUCUUUGAACUUUUUCAAACUGAGCUCCUCAGCCGAGAAGUUGAGCAGAAUUGUGAGACUCGUCAGACUCGUGAGACUCAUCAGUCAGCUUUUCAGCUUUUGCUUGGAACUUCAUCUGGUGUCAUGAACUACGGCGAGAGCAGCAUGGAUCUGGCACUGAAGAUCAGCAAAAAGCUCGCCACGCUUCGGCUGCAAGAUGCGCAGGCGAGUUGCCCCGAGGACAAAGUGAUGAUCAACGAAGCAGUUUCCAAACAUCCUGGAGGCUUCCAAGCUGUGAAUGCCUUUCUCUUUGAAGCGGUGAAGUUGGCCUUGCAGCAAACAGAACUUCGUUUCCGGACAGAUGUGGCACAGCUCCAGGAAGAUCUCGCAAGCGCGUGCCCUCCUGCCACAGAACCAGUCUUAUUGGGUAGAUUGAACUCUGGACAUCAAACAGAUCAAACUGAAGGUAAGGACUAGUAGCAGGUGGAAAUGGAUUGCUUAGAGGAAACCAUGUUGGAGAGUAGAAUCUGAGUAGAAUGUACAUGAAUGCACAGUGCUUAAUUAGUCCGAAUUGAUUUGUUCUGCGUAGCUUAUGAAGAUGAGCCACAAGAGCAUUGUCUGAAACCAGGCUUAGACCGCCUGAAACUUCAAACGGUGGCGUACCGAAAAAA